Messenger RNA from Rangifer tarandus platyrhynchus (Svalbard reindeer), 1266 nucleotides. The record is from the annotation of a GenBank genome assembly. NCBI's taxonomy places the organism in Eukaryota, Metazoa, Chordata, Mammalia, Artiodactyla, Cervidae.
AUGACCGCGCUGUUUAGGCGAAGCUGCGGGGUACUGAGAAGUCUUUCUCGUUUUGACUGGAGGUCACAACAUACAAAAACUGCCUUACAACGUGAACCAGGAUCAGGAUUUAGUUUUGAAUUCACUGAACAACAGAAAGAAUUUCAAGCUACUGCUCGUAAAUUUGCCAGGGAGGAAAUAAUUCCAGUUGCUGCAGAAUAUGAUAAAACUGGCGAGUACCCUGUCCCAUUAAUUAAAAGAGCCUGGGAGCUUGGUUUAAUGAAUACACACAUUCCAGAAAGUUGUGGAGGUCUUGGACUUGGAACUUUUGAUAGCUGUUUAAUUACUGAAGAGUUGGCUUAUGGAUGUACAGGGGUUCAGACUGCUAUUGAAGCAAAUUCUCUAGGGGAAAUGCCUGUUAUUAUUGCUGGAAAUGAUCAACAACAAAAGAAAUAUUUGGGGAGAAUGACUGAGGAGCCAUUAAUGUGUGCCUAUUGUGUAACAGAACCUGUAGCAGGCUCUGAUGUAGCUGGUAUAAAAACCAAAGCAGAAAAGAAAGGAGAUGAGUAUAUUAUUAAUGGUCAGAAGAUGUGGAUAACCAAUGGAGGAAAAGCUAAUUGGUAUUAUUUAUUGGCUCGUUCUGAUCCGGAUCCUAAGGCUCCUGCUAGUAAAGCCUUUACUGGCUUUAUUGUGGAAGCAGACACCCCAGGAAUACAGAUUGGAAGAAAGGAAUUAAAUAUGGGCCAGCGAUGUUCAGAUACAAGAGGAAUUGUCUUUGAAGAUGUGAGAGUGCCUAAGGAAAAUGUUUUAAUUGGUGAGGGAGCUGGUUUCAAAAUUACAAUGGGAGCAUUUGAUAAAACCAGACCACCAGUAGCAGCUGCUGCUGUGGGAUUAGCAAAGAGAGCUUUGGAUGAAGCUACCAAGUAUGCCCUGGAGAGAAAAACUUUUGGAAAGCUGCUUAUAGAGCACCAAGGAAUAUCAUUUUUGCUGGCUGAAAUGGCAAUGAAAGUUGAACUAGCUAGACUGAGUUACCAGAGAGCAGCUUGGGAAGUUGAUUCUGGUCACCGAAAUACCUAUUAUGCCUCUAUUGCAAAGGCAUAUGCUGGAGAUAUCGCAACUCAGCUAGCUUCUGAUGCUGUUCAGAUUUUUGGAGGCUAUGGAUUUAAUACCGAAUAUCCUGUAGAAAAAUUAAUGAGGGAUGCCAAGAUCUUUCAGAUUUAUGAAGGUACAGCACAAAUUCAAAGGCUUAUUAUAGCCCGUGAACACAUUGGCAAGUAUAAAAAUUAA